UCCUUCUGGACGGCAAACCAUUGCCGUCAACCGCCUGCAUUCGGAUGUGGGAUAAAGGCGAGGGCGGCCGUAUUGCCCAAUCUUUGGCCGAAGCUCUCCAACUUCCCGAGGAUGUGCAUGCUUUCGAGGAUGGAUCCGAGGAGUCCGUAGGGCGCCGGUUAGAGUGGCACGCCAUUGCGGCUGCUCAAAUGGCCCACAUUGUGGCUGCUCGGGCACGGGAGCUUGCUGAGGAGAGCGAGCGCGAGAAGGAGGCGCGCGAGGCGGCGGUGAAAACGGCUAAGGAAAAACUGAAGGCCGCCGAGUCUGCUGAGAAAAAAGCUGCAGUUGCCGAGAAGAACCGGUCCCUUGCCGAGAAAAGGUGUGCGGAGCUCCUAACCCAGCAGAAUGAGACGGAGCUUAAGCUAGCCCAAGCUAUCAGCCUUAACACCUCCAAUGCCGAGGAGAUAGCUGACCUUAGGGCAGGCUUGGCAGCCGCGGAGCAGAAAUGGUAUGAUGUCGGCUUUGCUGAUGCCGAAAACUCUGUAGAGCCGGUGGUUGCUCGGGCUAGGAAUAUGGGCUUUGAGGCCGGGUGGUUUGCCGCCCUUCAGGCAAUGGGUGUUCCUGAGGAUUCGCAUCUGAGAGACCCCGGCCAAAUCCCAUUCCCGAGCCCCGCCCCUGCUGCUCAGGGUACCCCGGUGGCGAUUGACGAGGAAGAGACAGCCAGUAUGAGGGAGCUGGUUGAGCAAAUCGAUGCUCACGCCGAGCCUGAGGAAAUGGAAGUCACCAGUAUCCCGACUGUGCAGGAGCUUCUCGGUGAGGCCCCGCCUUUUUCUUUGGCCGGCCAGCAGGAAGUGAUACCGCCGAACCAACCUCCCCGCUAAUUUUGCUUUUAUCUUGCUUGCUCAUUUUUAUUUUAUUAGUUUUACUUGCUCACGUCACCGGGAUGCGGUGACCGAACAUUUGUUUUAUUUUGUUGGUUUUAUUUGCCUAUGUCACCGGGAUGUGGUGACCGAACAAUUGCUCUACUUUAAUUAGAAGUCCGUUUUCUUUUUCCGUUUGAAUUUGUCGAAUGAAAUUAUCUCUGUUCGUGUUUUGCUUGAACCACGCCAGUGCUAUGGCGGCUUAAUGUAAUAGUACCCCCGAGAACCAUUUACGCGGCGCUUAGUGUAUUUUGAGAGCGCUUUUUGACUUAGUAUUUGAAAAAGGGUCGGGUUAGGCUUUGGCUGAACCGGGAAUCGAGCCGAGGGUCAGGUUUUCGUACUUAG
Molecule: messenger RNA, 1244 nt
Organism: Quercus lobata
Lineage: Eukaryota; Viridiplantae; Streptophyta; Magnoliopsida; Fagales; Fagaceae
Exons: 2
Coding region: 45-860 (271 amino acids)
Source: RefSeq, a predicted model, not a curated record